This is a messenger RNA of Heterobilharzia americana, 774 nucleotides long. Lineage: Eukaryota; Metazoa; Platyhelminthes; Trematoda; Strigeidida; Schistosomatidae. The record is from the annotation of a GenBank genome assembly.
GUCGUGUUAGGUGAAGACGCUGACGAGAUGCAGAGUCUUCUGAACACUUUGAGUGGGAAUUUGAGAAUGUUUGGAAUAUGGUUCUCACCACCUAAAUGCAAAUUGUUGCUCCAGGAUUGGUCUUCAACAAUGCCCCAUUGCGGCUAACAAUAGAGAGUGUAGUGAUUGAGUGUGUCUACCACUUCACUUACCUGGGAAGUGGGGUCAGCCCUGGUGGCUAACUCAGUGGUCGAUGAAAUCUCUGCACGGAUACAAAGGGCUUGGCUGACUUUGGUCAACUUACGCCAUGUAUGGCGCUGCCGUGAUAUCUGAUUGUGUAUUAAGGGUCGCAUGUACUGCACAUCAUUCCAGUCUGUUUUACUGUAUGGCUGUGAAACAUGUCCAUUGAAGGUGGAAGGCAUGAGAGGGCUUGAAGUGUUUGACUACCGUUUCCUUCGUAGUAUAGGCCGUAUUCCAUGGUGUCAUCACGUGAGUAGUGCAGAAGUCAGGUGUAGAGUUUUAUGGAGAAGAGGUGAUUCGGUUGACGAGGUUAUGAACCUUGAUCGACUGAGACGGUUGGGACACGUAUUACGUAUGCCUAGUCGCCUAUUGCCUCGUCACACAAUGUUGGCCGAAGUAGGUCCAGGCUGGAAAAAGGCCUGAGGUGGCCAAACUGAAACAUGGCAUGAAGCUAUGAAGUUGUUGAGUGUUGGUUUGAGCCAUGUGGGGCGAAGCAGACUAGGUGGUUGGGGUCGGCGGGACAAGAGGAAGCAGUGGUUGGAGACUCUGGGUGAU